This is a messenger RNA of Neurospora hispaniola, 825 nucleotides long. RefSeq lists its product as uncharacterized. The coding region runs from base 103 to 606 and encodes 167 amino acids. The transcript has a single exon. Lineage: Eukaryota; Fungi; Ascomycota; Sordariomycetes; Sordariales; Sordariaceae. The record is from RefSeq and is a predicted model, not a curated record.
UACGGUCUCGGUCUCGAGCGCUUCCUCGCCUGGAUGGCCAACCAGCACUCGGUCCGCACGACUUGCUUGUACCCCCGCUUCAUGGGCCGUUGCAAGCCUUAGAUGCUGUUAGCAACAACACGGAGUGGGGUUAUGGUUGGGGGCAAGGUUGAGGUUGAGAAGAAGGAGGAAGUGGUCGUGAUUGUGUUCAUGGAGAAGAAGAAUAAGAGUUAUGGCUGUUCUUCAAAGCAGCACCAGCGGCAGAAGAAAAGGCGCAGGGCAUCUACUACUGCUGCUGCUGCUGCUGCUACUGUCAUGGGCAGCAACAGGAACAAGCAAACCGAAAGGAGAAGAAAGAGAGAGAGGAAGAGAAGUAGAGAUGUCAUGAGGAAAAUUCAAAGGAUUCUAGAAACGCGUGGAGUCUGGUGCAUGAGGUUUACAGCGAAUAUAUGGACCUUGAAGUUUCUGUCAAUUAUCUUGAACUUUCCUCUUCUGGGCGCGACUUAUAUAUAUAUGUUGCAAGUCUGUCGUUUGAUUCGUCUGAUUGGUGAUGGGUCGAGGGGCAUACUCGGACCUCGGCCCUCCGAAAUCCCACAACCCGGACUUCUCAGGGAACUAACCGCAUGAUCACGGUUUGAAGAAGAUGGAACAUGUGAUACCUGAUUGACGGGAUCUUGAGAAGUUGGACUGAGGAGUAGGUCAUACUGCACCAACACCUUUUUCCAGUUUGUGCCGAGAAAAGUUGGUCUGAUGCUUCUGCAUCAUACACUUCAGUUCGCUGCGAUGCACGAUCUACCUAGAUGAGGUAAUCGGGACGGGCGCAGUGUCCAUGGCAAGUUGUCAAGU